This is a messenger RNA of Phytophthora sojae, 5121 nucleotides long. RefSeq lists its product as hypothetical. The transcript has 5 exons. Lineage: Eukaryota; Oomycota; Peronosporomycetes; Peronosporales; Peronosporaceae. Gene Ontology annotation, cellular component: centriole; centriolar satellite. The coding region runs from base 1 to 5121 and encodes 1706 amino acids. Gene Ontology annotation, biological process: centriole elongation; cilium assembly. The record is from RefSeq and is a predicted model, not a curated record.
AUGAGCAGCUCCGCUCCGGCCGGCGGCGGCGCUCCGCUGGCCGAUAUGUCGCUGUCCAGGCGCUUCCUGUCGCUGCCACAGGAGCUCACAGGUGCUUCUCUGCCCCCUCAAGUGUCUGGCAAGCGCUGCGGUGCCGUGACGCUCUGUGUGCCGCACAUUCUCGAGAGCGCCGUGAGCUCCCGGCCGCUGCCGCGCGUGGCGCUCGUGCGCGUGCGCUGGUGGGGCGAGCAGGCGCCCGGCAGCCUCUUCCGCCCGAGCUUACUGUCAGGAGACGGCGGCCCUCAAGCGCAUCAGGCGGAGGACGCGCCGCAGCGCGCCAUCGCCAUGAACUACCCGGUCACGGUGCAGCCGGAGCAGCUGGUGGAAUAUUUCCAGGACAUGAGGCACCUGGCGCUCGACGUGAUCGACCGCGACUCGAGGAAGAAGGUGGGCGAGGGCAGGCUGAGUCUGGAGCUGGAGAGGGACAACGCAGAGAUGACGGCGGAGGAGAAGCUGGUGGCGCUGAGGAGGGAAAACGCUCUGUGUGAGAUCAAGCCCAGUGAAGGAGGAGAGCAGGACGAGGUGCUCGGCUAUUUGGCCGUGAGCUUCGCUGUUCAAUGGACGGACGAGACGAAAGUGAGGACCAGAGAGCAGGUGCAGGCGCAGGAGAAGAAGAUGGAGAGCGAUGAGGAUGUGAAUGAAGUGAGCUCGGCGUCGUCAGCGUCGUUGCCGUCGAAUCGAGAGUGGGCGACGGUUGUGGAUACGGAGAAGGAGGCGAGGAGGCCGGUGUUGAUCGUAGGGCCUCGACAGGGUGAUAAGAAGGAGAACACUGUUAUUAUGGAGAGGACGACAGGGGAAGAGGGCGUGGGCGUGGAAUCGCGUACGCCGAGUGAUGAUUCCCAGUGGAUUCAGAGACUCUUGUUGAAGGGCAAAGCACUGCAGCAGUCGAUGGAGAGAGCUGUAAAGGACGAGGAGACUGAGAACCGAAAGGAGUUGGACGUGGUGCAAGUAGGAGAUCAAGGAGGUGCUUAUUUCAAUGUUCCAGACGAGCUGGCUGGGGAGCAGAAGGGUGAUGGGCGUGACCCCUACACAGAAUUCACGAAUACUACGGGGAAAUGGGAAGAGGACCAGCCACAGGCUUUCGCAUUAAAGUCUGAACCGAUCGCUAAACUACAGAACAAGAUGACUGCACAACUGAAUGGCGGCAUUGAUUCCAGGCUGCCACGACACAAGAAAGCACCACCUGUCGGCUAUCUCAAGGUCAAGUAUGAGUUUUCCGAUCUAACCCCCAGCAACCCACUCUCUGAAAGUGGAGGUUCUAGCGAUGCCAAGGACAGUGCGGAAGAUUUCGACUUCUCUUUCGUGAGCUCGAACCCAAGCGAAAGAAUUUCCGAAAAGGGUCAGAUUGCCUUGUCAAAUGCUAGAGAACUGGUACAGCAUCUGGUCGGGGAAAUGGAAUUUGCCUCCAAGUUUGGUGGCUCUGAAUUGUUCCAGCUUGGUGUGAUGAUCGACGGCGUCUCGAAUGUAAAGCUCUUUGAAUCUCCUAGUAAUAGAUCGCCUCUGGCCAAAGGUGAUCGAGCCCAAUUCACUGCCAGCAACGGAGGAUCCAGAGGAAGUGACGCGGUGUUUGAGCGGACUGCUAAGCGGAAGCUCGUUUGCUCAGACUUUUCAGCGUCGUUGUCAGCCGACUUCAUGGGUAGUAUUCACGUUUUCCAGUCAAUGUUUGCCGACGAUGCCAGCGAAUACUUUUCGAGCGGGUACCUGAUUAUUGAAGUGUGGUUGCAUAGCGGCGAUGCUGAGUCUACCCUUUUAGGUCUGUCGAAGGUGCCUCUUAAUGAGUUCACGAAGGUUUUCAGAUACACUCAAGAUGAUAGGAUGGAGCAAAGGUUGGAGAAUUUGUCUGAGAACUCGGAUGUCGUUGAAAGUGAUCUGGGUGAUCGCGAGCAUCGUGUGGUCUUACGCAAAGUACGCUUUAACAUCCGCGAGAGUUGGAGGUCUGCAAUUCUGCAUGAGGGCCACACGGGUGGCACUCGUCACCAACACGGUGUGAAAUCUCCCUCGCCGUUGGGGUGUGAACUGCAGGGACAUCUGGUGUUAACUGGGGGCACGCGCUACCAAAAGGGAAUUCCGUUUGCAUUGUGGUGGGAUGCAGUGGACAAGAACUUGAACUCCUCCUUUGUUCAUAGCUUUCGAGGCUCUCAACUGAAUGAGCACUUGCCGCUGCUGGGGCCUCAAAGCCAGGUGGUGUUCUCGUUUCAAGUGGAACAUGGCUUUUUUGGAACGCAGUCUCGUCAAGUGACCACGGGCGAGGCGCGAUUGAAUCUCUACCAAGCAGUUGACAAACGCACUGUGGUUGCUGAGAGCACGAUGCGCCGAAGUACGAUGGAUGCAUCAUCAGUUAGCGUGGACGUACCGAUCGAAUGGGAUAGUGAAGAUGACGAGUCGCAACGACUCCCGACUGUGCUACCAUUGAAAAUCUUGUACAGCACUGUGCCAUUGUCGACUCUUGAGCGAACGAUCGAUCGUGAUGAUAUCGUGCUCUCAGAUUGCUUUGGCAGCGUCGAGUACGUGGGUGAUUCUACAAGCACUGAGGCUAAGAAUUUCAUAGCGGAUUUCGAAACCAAUACGUCAUCGCGUACGGCUGACACUUCAGCGGGUAUAGCGAACCAGAGCGCAGAAGUUGGUCUUGACCUAAUAAAGUCUGGUAAGGUCAGCCGUGAUGGAGAAGACCCGGUGGAUGCGCUGAAUGUGCUGAAUGUACCGAUCGCCAACUCGAAAUCAGACUGUGAAUCUCACCAGAAAGACGACACAGCAAGCGCCAACGACGCUCGCCCUUACAAUGGCGAUUCAGACGGCAGUUCAUUAGAGCUGACGGACGACUUUUUCAAGCCGAUUACGCUAACUUCGUUUGGAAUUGAAGAAAUGGAGCUGUCGCCGCUUAGGGUAGAUGAAGAAUCAUCCGAGAAGUACCCGGUAGCAUCACCAACAGCAAUCUCCCCGCAAACGAGUGGCGGCUUGGACCGCAGUGGAGUUUCUGUCGAUGCAGUAAGCGGCGAUGAAUCUAUCUCUGAUCCACAGGCAGUGGCGUUCGCUAAGGAGGAGCAAGUUCAGGCGGGAGAAGAAACUGCACCUAUGAGUGCCCAAUCUCCUUGUCCUGAAAUUGAUUACGGCUCCUCUAGCAACGAUGCUCAAAAUUGGGCUGCUGUGAGUGAAGAGGCGACUCCUGUGAGUGACAUUGUGGCGGCUGAUUCGACAGGCGAUAUGGGGAGUGGUUUAAGUGCUGAUGAUGCCGCAUCAAAUGACUGUGCAGAGAGCUCAUCGCUGGAAGAUAAUGUCGGGAACUUUAUGGACACGGAACGCCUUCCAGAGUGUAUUGAUUCUAUCCCUGCCCAACCAGUUGGACACGCUGAUACGUCUGCUCUGGUUGGAAUCUCUGAACUGAAUAUCUGGGCUCCAGCAGUCAACGAAUCCCCGCAAAGCGUGAGCGGUGACGACGUCUGUGAAAAUACGCCUAGGAGUGACGAAGCUCAAAUAAGCGCCGGUGGUGAGGGGUUAACUGUUGAUGUUGCUUGCGAUGAGAUGCAAAUGGCAAGCGUUUCGAUUGCUGAUGAGAGCAAAACUCAGUACGAGGUGGAGGUAUCGUCACAAAGCAGUUGUGCGGAGGUUGGCGAGGAUGAUAUGGACUUGCAUGAUGACUCGAAAAGCGACUUUGCUGACGAUGAUGCGGAUAGCUCUGAUAGUGUCUACGACAGGAGCGUACCUUCGACUACAUCCUCGGUGGGUCACCCAGAGCUGCUAAUUCCCCGCGUCGUAGAAAACGAAAGCGUUCACGAGUCUCCGCAAAAGGAGAAACUGGAGUUGGUGUACGAAAUGCUGCGCGAGAUGCGUGACUCACAAUUUGCCAAGUCAUUGGAGAAGCCAGCCGGAUGUGCCGAUAUGGAUACAGAACGUCUUCCUGGGUGUAUCCCUUCUAGCCCUGCGCGUACAGUCGACUAUGCUGAUAAGUGUGUUCAGACUGAUCUCUGUGAAUUGGCUCAGACAGACAACGAAUCCUCGCCGAGUGUGAGUGGUAACUACGUUUGUGGAGAUACACGUAGGAAUGACGAGUCUCAAGUAAGCGCCGGUGGUGAACGGUCAACUGUUGACAUUGGUUGUGAUGCGAUGGCACGCGUUUCGAUUGCUGUUGGUAGCGAAGCUCCGUUCGAGGAGGAGGCACCCGCAGACAAUGGAGGUCUGGAGGUUGAUAAGGACAGCGAUGGUAUGGAAAUGGGUGAUGACUUGAGCAGCGUCAUCACUGAUGAUAUUGGAGAUAGCGUUGAUGGCAUCGACGGCAGGAGAGAAGAUCGCGUACCUUCCCCUAAAUCCACGUUGGUCAGCCCAGAGCAGCUAACCGUAGACUGCGAAAACGCUUACGAAGCUACUCCUCUUCCUGCUCUGCAAAAUGAGAAACUGGAGCUGAUGUACGAAAUGCUGCGUGAGAUGCGUGACUUGUAUGUUGCCAAGUCGUUGGAGAAGCCACCUGCAUCUACCGAGGAUGUUAGAUGCCACGAGGAUCUAGAGGGUGACAUCGGGACCUUAUCGCCUAAAGCAAGCUUUGCUUCAUCUGAAAUCAAGGACACUGGUGACAAAACUUGUACCUGUUCCACUCCGACGGCCUCUAGAGGCCCCAUUUCUCCGAAGGCAGAGCGUUUGAUUCUCGAUAAAAGUAUCGCGCAAGAUAUACCAUCUUCGAUUGGACUGCGGCAGCAAGACUUCGUAGACACUUCCAGAGUGAUUUCACCACUACUGCGAUCGGAACGAAAUGCCGAGAGCAAGACUAUCAGGCGCGACAUGAGCAGUACUCCGUUACUCUUUUCACUUGAUGUCUCCGGUGGAGGUGAUCACUACCGCGUCAGUGGUAAUCGAGGCUGGCUUUCAUCGUCGGAUAUCACAUGGGGAAAGAAGGCACAGUGCAGUCGUCAAGCAUCUGAAAAGGAUGACCAUUUGUCUGCCCAUUCUCUAUUUGCCCACGACUCGGAGACGGAACGAAUCGCGCGGAUCAUGCAGGGAAGUAUGAAGUACUGGAUAAAAGACGACAGCAGCUACAGUGGUGAUGAUCAAGAGAGUGACGAAGAGGAGACGGAUGACGAUUGCUACUUCUAA